AGGAUGACGGGCCAGGCCGCGGGGGGGGACAUCUCCCCCCACCACCUCUCGGUGAAGACCACCCUGGAGGCGGAGCCGGGGAGCGACGACAGGCCCCUCAGCAGGGUGUCCUCGGUGGGUGAUGACACCUCCUCCGAGCUCGAGAGGGUCGCUGACAUCGAACCAAGCCCCUCCAUCAGACUCGGAGCCCUAUCGAGGUUAGUGACUCUGGUGGUGACGCUGAGGGAGUGGGCUCACAAGAGUCUGAAGGAGGAGGAGGAGCGACCAGAUUCCUUCCUGGAGCGCUUCCGGGGCCCAGAGGUCCGGGUGGCGGCCAGCCCCAACCCCCAAACGGACGCCAACGGGAAGACAGAGGCAAAGAAGAAACCGAGGAAGACAUGGGCCGACAUGGUGGUGUCUCCCUCUGAUGACAGCUACUACCGCUGGCUGUUUGUGAUCGCUGCUGCCGUGCUCUACAACUGGGUCCUUGUCGUGGCGAGGGCCUGUUUCGACAAGCUGCAGCUGGAGAUGUACAUAUGCUGGCUGGUGCUGGACUACAUCUCAGACCUGGUGUAUCUCAUGGACACGUGUGUACGACUUCGCACAGGGUUCCUGGAGCAGGGGCUGCUGGUAAAGGACACGGCCAAGCUGAGGAAGAACUACGGCCGCACAUUCCAGUUCAAGCUGGACGUGCUGUCCAUCCUGCCCACAGACCUUGGCUACAUCGCCACGGGGAUACACACGCCGCAGCUCCGCUUCAACCGUCUGCUGCGCUUCCCGCGCAUGUUCGAGUUCUUCGACCGAACCGAGACCCGCACCAACUACCCAAACAUCUUCCGCAUCUGCAACCUGGUGCUCUACAUCCUCAUCAUCAUCCACUGGAACGCCUGCAUCUACUUCGCCAUCUCCAAGUCCCUGGGGUUCGGCUCCGACACCUGGGUGUACCCCGACAUGUCCGACCCGGUGUACGGCGCCCUGACACGGUGUUACGUCUACUGCCUGUACUGGUCCACCCUGACCCUCACCACCAUCGGGGAGAUGCCGGCGCCCGUGCGAGAUGAGGAGUACCUGUUUGUGGUCUUCGACUUCCUUGUUGGGGUGCUGAUCUUCGCCACGAUCGUGGGAAACGUGGGCUCCAUGAUCGCAAACAUGAAUGCCACGCGUGCCGAGUUUCAGGCCCGCAUCGACGCCAUCAAACACUACAUGCACUUCCGCAGAGUGAGCAAAGAACUGGAGGGCCGUGUCAUCAAGUGGUUUGACUACCUUUGGACCAAUAAGAAAGCGGUUGACGAACAGGAAGUGCUUAAGAACUUGCCCAACAAACUGAGGGCGGAGAUCGCCAUCAACGUGCAUCUUCUCACCCUGAAAAAGGUGCGGAUCUUUCAAGACUGUGAGGCAGGACUGCUGGUCGAGUUGGUGCUGAAGCUUCGCCCCCAGGUCUACAGUCCCGGAGACUACAUCUGCCGCAAGGGGGACAUCGGUAAGGAGAUGUACAUCAUCAAGGAGGGGAAGCUUGGCGUGGUGGCAGACGACGGCGUUACACAGUACGCCCUGCUCACCGCCGGCAGCUGCUUCGGCGAGAUCAGCAUCCUGAACAUCAAGGGCAGCAAGAUGGGGAACCGACGCACAGCGAACAUACGCAGCAUCGGCUACUCCGACCUCUUCUGCCUCAACAAGGAAGACCUGAUGGAGGCGGUGAUGGAGUACCCGGACGCCAAGAAGGUGCUGGAGGAGCGCGGUCGCGAGAUCCUCAUGAAGGAGGGUCUUCUGGACGAAGACGCGGACGGGCCGGGAGGGCUGGGCAAGGAGGAGACGGAGGAGAAGGUGGAGCGGCUGGAGUCGUCUCUGGACAUGCUGCAGACGCGCUUCUCCCGGCUGCUCAACGAGUACUCGGUGACGCAGCAGCGGCUGAAGCAGCGCAUCACCGUUCUGGAGAGCCAGCUGAACCAAGCGGCCGACGGCGACUCAGACAUGCUAGAAGAGGAAGCGGCCCUGGAAACGGACAGCCUGCUGGCGGCCCGCGGCUCAGCGGCCUCGGCACACGGUAAUCAUAUGCAAACAAAGGCCAGUGCCUAGAGGGAAAUCAUAGCGAUGAGGUCACAUUAACUCUGAAGCCUGGAAUCAGCCUGACGACAACACCUAGCGUGUGAGUGUUCUUCCUCAUUGCCUUGAUAAGAUCGUCUUUCACAAUGAAAUAGAUGUCGAUGAGUAGAUUGCCUUGCAACUUUAUUAGACAUUAUGAAGCUGCCAUUGUUCUGAUGCCGUGUCAUGGGGAAGUGAGGGCGUUGAGAGGGGAAGGAUAGAGAGGUCAGGUUGAGUGGCUAGGAUACAGGGCUCAGGUUGAGGAGGUAGGAUACAGGGUCAGGUUGAGGAGCUAGGAUACAUGGGGUCAGGUUGAGUGGCUAGGAUACAGGGCUCAGGCUGAGAGGCU
This is a messenger RNA of Gadus macrocephalus (Pacific cod), 2410 nucleotides long. Its product is annotated as cyclic nucleotide-gated olfactory channel-like. The record is from RefSeq and is a predicted model, not a curated record. Lineage: Eukaryota; Metazoa; Chordata; Actinopteri; Gadiformes; Gadidae. Gene Ontology annotation, cellular component: plasma membrane; intracellular cyclic nucleotide activated cation channel complex. Gene Ontology annotation, biological process: monoatomic cation transmembrane transport. Bases 4 to 2055 code for a protein of 683 amino acids. Gene Ontology annotation, molecular function: protein-containing complex binding; intracellularly cAMP-activated cation channel activity; intracellularly cGMP-activated cation channel activity. The transcript has 6 exons.